This is a messenger RNA of Notodromas monacha, 348 nucleotides long. The record is from the annotation of a GenBank genome assembly. Lineage: Eukaryota; Metazoa; Arthropoda; Ostracoda; Podocopida; Cyprididae.
UUUUGAUUCGCCAUGGUCACUACAACAUCAACGGCGAGGCAGACCAUGAACGUGGACUCACAGAGCUGGAGUAGAGCUGUUUCUUCCAUCAAUUGCCUUCAUGCUGGAAUCUCCAGUACUUCGAGUCGCGAACAAGCGUCGUUAACCGGUGUUCGGCUGCGAGCUCUGAACCUUCCCUACAAACUUCUCGUUCGGUCCACAAUGAAACGUGCCUUGGAAACGGCGGAAUUGAUCAUGAAAGAGAUGCAAAUGGGCAAUGAAUUGGACGUGCGCGAGUCUGAUUUAUUGCGAGAAGGUGCCCCGAUCCCGCCUGAGCCUCCAGUGGGGCAUUGGCGACCGGAAAAGCAU